Molecule: messenger RNA, 1399 nt
Organism: Myripristis murdjan (pinecone soldierfish)
Lineage: Eukaryota; Metazoa; Chordata; Actinopteri; Holocentriformes; Holocentridae
Gene: cimip5
Product: ciliary microtubule inner protein 5
Exons: 3
Coding region: 109-573 (154 amino acids)
Source: RefSeq, a predicted model, not a curated record
CUUUGUCUGCACUCUCGCUCUUUUGUGAAGUAGAAGACCAAGAAGAAAACUUAAUUCUAAAAACAAACAAACAAAAAUACCCUUUCAAUUUCUUUUAAGUGCACCCGGAUGGAACUAAACAAAGUCGGGCGGGUAUCCUCUGCAGGCUACCGGUUACCGGAUCGAUCCGGUGCGGCCAGGCCGGCUACCCAGCCCUCGCCGCCGUGGAAGACGCGCGGAGCCCCGGGAGAGCCAGCUGUCUGCGCGUCCCAGCAUCCAGACAACAGCGACCUCGUCAAACAGGACCAGCUGUGGCGAGACUUUGUGCGGACAGAGAUGAGAGGAGUCCGGGAAUGGGAGAAGAACUGGAGCUUUCUGAAGAACUAUGACCAAAUGGGCCAGCUGAAGCCAGAGGAGCCUUUACCGACUCAUGUGUCCCUCUUCUCCGAUCGCCUGCCCAAUACCACCAACCACAUGUUUGGAAGCAGGGUGUCAACUCCGCUCGGGAGGGAGCUGAUGAGGCUGGACAGGUUGCUACAGUGGUCUGGAAGCCGUCACAAAUGCAAGCGAGAUCCAGAGAUGCUGCCCUGUUAGGGUCUGUCUGCAGCCGAGUCCCUCUCCCCCUGCAGCUGCUCUCCACAAAGCUGGGUGUGUAAAGCUGGGGCUGUUUGGAAGCCAUGCUAAAAAUCACAUCAGGUGACAAUAACAGGUGUAGGUAGAUGAUAAUACUAUGUCAUCACUUCUCUCAUUGCUGCACUUAAUCCUCAGGUAUUUCGUCUGUAGUUUUGGUGGCACAUCAUGUUAGAUUGAGGGAUAUUGCCACAGCUUGGGUUCUGGUGUAUUGAUACUUGUAAUGCAGCCUUUUCAAACAUUUUGAAUGUUAGAAAUAACAUUUCAUGUUGUCAAAUAGGGCAGAGCUAUGGCAUCUCUGUCCUCUAGUGCAGCACAGUUUGUGAUUCCCAAAUGCCUGCAUUCCCACAAAUUAAUCCGGGGUCAAAAUGUCAUGCGGAAACCAAGUCCACAUCUGUUUGUUUAAAUAAAUGUCCCCUGCAUGGGAACAGCUGGAUGAGCUAUCUUUCAUAGUAGCAUCUUAAUUGAUAGUUUGAAAAUGCCAUUGUUUAUGCCAUUGUUUCAUGUUGUGAUAAAUUACUGCCACACUGCCUUUGUUUUCCUAAUGCACAAAUUUGGUUUUAACUGAUAAAGUCACAGUUUUGUCAAAGUUCUGUCUUUCAAGACAUGCCCUUUCUAUUUUUGUAAAAGUUGUUCAACAACAGAAAAUUUUAUCAACUGAGCAUGCUUUAAUGAAGAUACAUUUUCUUUACAUUCUUUUCUCAGCAGUAGCUUAUAGUUACCUGCUUGGAAAAAUGGUAAAUAAAUGCAGUUGAGUAUGCUGUCAAGUACAGUAACAUUUUUGAAAAAA